CCCCGCGGAUGGGCGCCGCCGGCCAGCUCCGCCGCCGGACGCGCGCGCGGACGCCGCCGAGCCGGGCGGAGUCCCGCGACGACGACGACGUGAGCUGCGAGGCCUGCGGGUCCGGGGACGCGGCCGCGGAGCUGAUGCUGUGCGACGGCUGCGACCGCGGGUUCCACAUCUUCUGCCUCCGCCCCAUCCUCCCGCGCGUCCCCGCCGGCGACUGGUUCUGCCCCUCCUGCCGCUCCCCGGCCCCCGCCAGGUCCAAGUCCGCCGCCGCCUCCUCCGCCGCCACCGCCAGGAAGCCCAAACAGUUCCCGCUUGUCCAGACGAAGAUCGUGGAUUUCUUCAAGAUCCAGCGGAGUCCGUUGGCCGCGGCGUCGACGGGGUCGUCGGAGGCGAAGAAGCGGAAGCGGAAGCCCGCGGGGGCGCUGGUGGUGUCCAAGAAGAAGAGGAAGCUGCUGCCCUUCAACCCCAGCGAGGACCCCGCGCAGCGCCUCCGCCAGAUGGCCUCGCUCGCCACCGCGCUCACGGCCACCGGCGCCGUCUUCAGCAACCACCUCACCUACCAGCCCGGCAUGGCGCCGCGCUCCGCCAACCGCGCCGCCCUCGAGGCUGGAGGGAUGCAGGUGCUGCCAAAGGAGGACGUGGAGACGCUGAGCCAGUGCCAGCGGAUGAUGGAGCGGGGGGAGUGCCCGCCCCUGCUGGUGGUGUACGACCCCGUGGAGGGGUUCACGGUGGAGGCGGAUCGGUUCAUCAGGGACCUGACCAUCAUCACCGAGUACGUCGGGGACGUGGACUACCUGCGGAACCGGGAGCACGACGACGGCGACAGCAUGAUGACCCUGCUCUCGGCGUCCGCGCCGUCCCGGAGCCUCGUCAUCUGCCCCGACCGGCGCAGCAACAUCGCGCGCUUCAUCAACGGCAUCAACAACCACACGCCGGAGGGGAGGAAGAAGCAGAACCUCAAGUGCGUGCGCUUCGACGUCGCCGGCGAGUGCCGGGUGCUGCUGGUGGCCAACAGGGACAUCUCCAAGGGGGAGAGGCUCUACUACGACUACAACGGCUCGGAGCACGAGUACCCGACGCACCAUUUCGUGUGACCAGCAAUGGAGUCAAGCUCUCCUAAGCUAAGCAAGCUUGGAAAGAUAGUUGGGUUUGGGGGAUCAGAGUAGCAGUCUCUAACUUGCAUAUUCAUGUAACUGAAAAGGUAGCAAUUUGAGCAGAGAGAUAGCAGUCUGAUUGGUGAAAUUGGAGGUUCAAACCGGGGAAGGGGGUUGUAUUGUCAGUGAUUCCUGUUGUAAAACAUUCUGUAUGGCUGCUGUAUCAACCAUCAGUCUGGGAAGCAAUGGCAAUUGCCAAGAAGGGUAUCUGUUCAUCUCA
Molecule: messenger RNA, 1371 nt
Organism: Panicum hallii
Lineage: Eukaryota; Viridiplantae; Streptophyta; Magnoliopsida; Poales; Poaceae
Product: histone-lysine N-methyltransferase ATXR6-like
Exons: 3
Coding region: 9-1091 (360 amino acids)
Molecular function (GO): protein binding
Source: RefSeq, a predicted model, not a curated record